Molecule: messenger RNA, 1455 nt
Organism: Guyanagaster necrorhizus
Lineage: Eukaryota; Fungi; Basidiomycota; Agaricomycetes; Agaricales; Physalacriaceae
Exons: 5
Coding region: 1-1455 (484 amino acids)
Biological process (GO): DNA replication initiation; DNA replication
Cellular component (GO): nucleus; nuclear origin of replication recognition complex
Molecular function (GO): DNA replication origin binding
Source: RefSeq, a predicted model, not a curated record
AUGCCUACCUCUCCUUCGAAGAGGUCGCGUAACCUCAUAAAUCUCGUCUCGGGAUCAUUGCCUUUGCAGUUCCACGAAUGCCUUAAUUCUCAAAAAUACGCCAUUCUGCAUGCGCUACGCAACAUGUCUGAUAUUCAACUCGAGAACGAUAUUGAAGACGAAGACGAUAUGGAUCGGACGAACACUUCAACGUCUCAAAAUCUCGAUGAAUUGCUUUGUGGUACAGUCGAGAGAGGGGAGGGUAACAGCUGCCUUUUACUUGGGCCUCGCGGUACUGGGAAGACGAUGAUGCUAGAGCGCGCGUUGUCAAAGAUUUCGUCCGGUGACAGUCCCCCAGUAAUAAUCCGGUUGUCUGGUUGGCUUCAACAAAAUGAUCGCCUGGCAAUGCGUGAAAUAGCUAGGCAGCUUAGAGAGCAAACGGGCGCGUCGUUCCUAUCCGCUGAGGUUGAGGAAGAGACCCAUGACCGCGACGACGAACCCAAUCCUUUCAUCGAUAAUCCAGCAGACGACCCGGAGACGUCGGUUGCAGAACCUUCACCAACGCACCUACCUGCCCUCAUCGCUGUUCUCCCGACCCUUUCUCGAGCCUCUAUCGUCAUCCUUGAGGGGUUUGAUUUGUUCGCACUCCAUGCCCGCCAAGCGUUGCUCUAUUGUUUGCUAGAUACAGCCCAGAGUUGCAGGGCCGGCGCUAACAGCAAGGGCUUGGCCGUUGUUGGACUUACCACUCGCGUCGACACCAUAAAUCUACUAGAGAAGCGGGUCAAAAGUCGAUUUUCUGGGAGAAUUUUACGGGUAGCUCCUCAGACGAUAAAUUACUGGAGGCGACUGACCAAAGCGAUACUCUGCGUGUUUGUUGGUGAAGACGCCUUUACGGAUGAGGAGGACCUUGCUCAAUGGAGGACAACGUGGGAGACUCGUGUCCAGCAGUUCUUGGAUGACAAGUCUACUCUGCAAACUCUAUCCGAGACGUUCAGUAUCACGAAAGACAUGAGGAUGCUCACGGCCGUCUUGACUUCAACGGUUGUGACUUUGUCUCCAGAAGCGCCUUGGCCCACGUCCUCUCAGUUUUUGACAUCAGCCGAAAUUCACCGUGUUCGGCCGCUGUACCCAUAUCUUCAUAAUCUCCCUUACUCCGCGAUCUGCCUUUUAAUCGCCUCAGUUCAUGCUGGCACUGCUGGAUACUCUGUGGUGACCUUUGAUAUGCUGCACGAGUAUUUUCGAGACCAAGUUCGCUCAUCGACGGCUGCACCUGUUCAAAUCAAUGGAGGCAGCAUCGGUAUGACUUUCGAGACUCUUGUUGCCGCCAAGAUCUUUGUAUCGGUAACGGCGCCUUCGUGGAAUACAGCGAAAGAAUUCACGAAGUAUAUAUGUGUUGUUGAACGGGAGGACGUCAAGAAGGCAGUUGAUAAGGGUGGCAUGAUCCCUCUGAAGAAAUGGCUUAACAAAGCGCAAUGA